AUGGUGACAGGAGGAAUAGUCCUUGGUCAUAAGGUCUCUAACCAAGCCAUUGAGGUAGACAAAGCCAAAGUUGAACUUGUUGAAAAACUUCCUCCACCCAGUGAUGUCAAGGCAAUUAGGAGCUUUUUAGGGCAUGCUGAUUUUUACAGAAGGUUUAUUAAAGAUUUUUCAAAGAUAGCCAAGCCCUUAAGCAAUCUCCUUGUAUCUAAUACACCAUUUGUCUUCGAUGAAACAUGCAUGUUAGCUUUUGAAAACUUGAAAAUGAGGUUAUCAUCUGCACCUAUCAUUUCCCCACCUGACUGGAACUUACCAUUUGAACUGAUGUGUGAUGCAUCUGAUUUUGCAAUAGGGGCAGUGUUAGGACAGAGGAAAGAUAACUUAGUCCAUGUGAUAUACUAUGCCAGCAAGAUACAUAAACAUCAGAAAAGAAAGCUCAUGAAUGAUGCAAAAUACUUUGUCUGGGACAAGCCAUAUCUCUUCAAGAAGUGUUCAGAUGGAGUCCUCAGAAGAUGUGUUUCGGAAGAAGAAGGACGAGAGGAACUGGUAAAAAGCUGCAAUGAAUGCCAAAGAGCGGGAAACUUUCCUAAAAGAAAUGCCAUGCCACAAAAUUUCAUCUUAGAGCUGGAAUUGUUUGAUGUGUGGGGAAUAGAUUUCAUGGGGCCGUUUCCAACUUCACAUGCAAACAAGUACAUCUUAGUAGCUGUGGAUUAUGUCUCCAAGUGGGUAGAGGCGAUUGCAACUCCAACAAAUGAUAACAAGGUGGUUAUGAACUUCCUCAGGAAGAAUAUGUUUAGCCGGUUUGGAGUCCCAAGAGCCCUCAUCAGUGAUGGAGGGAGCCACUUUUGUAACAGACCGUUAGAGGCUCUUCUCCUACGAUAUGGGAUAAAACACAAGGUAGCCACACCUUACCACCCCCAAACAAGUGGACAAACUGAGAUAUCCAACAGAGAACUAAAAAGGAUUCUGGAAAAAACUGUGGGUGCAUCAAGAAAGGAUUGGUCAAAGAAGUUGGAUGAUGCUCUUUGGGCGUACAGAACAGCAUUCAAAACACCACUUGGAAUGUCCCCAUAUCAGCUGGUGUAUGGUAAAGCUUGUCACUUACCACUGGAGCUAGAACACAAGGCUCUAUGGGCUAUCAAGAUACUAAAUUUUGACAGCAAUGCUGCUGGUGCAAAGAGAAUCUUGCAGCUGCAAGAGAUGGAGGAAUUCAGGUCACAAGCCUAUGAAAAUACCAAAAUGUAUAAGGAAAAGGAAAAGAGAAGAAAAAUACCAAGAUGUAUAAGGAAAAGUUUCGAAAGGGGGCAGCGAGUGCUCCUAUACAAUUCCAAACUAAGACUGUUCCCAGGAAAACUCAAAUCAAGGUGGUCCGGACCCUUUCUUAUCACAAAGGUCUCGCCGUAUGGACACGUAGAAGUCAUGGAUGAAGUUUCAGAAAGGACUUUUACAGUGAAUGGACAAAGACUCAAGCAUUAUCUGGGCAACAUGGGGGAAAACCCCAGGGUGAAAUACCAUCUCAAAUCACAAGUUGUUUCCCCUGUAUUGCAAGGAGCUAAGUUUGGUGUUUCACACCAGAACAAUCAAAGGAGACAGUGGUUUACAAAGGACAUCAUCGAUGUUCUGUUAGCACUUUUUAGGGAUAGGCCAUUAAAUCCUAGGGAUGUUAUUGGAGAUCUGGUGGCUUUUGAGAUGGCUGGCGGGUUGACUAAUUUGGUGAGGUUGAAAGCUGCCAUAAUCCAAGAAGACGGCAGGGAGGCUACCCCAUCGACGCUGCAGUCACGACCGCAGGCAGAUUCCUGGACUAUCUCCCAGGAGUUGGUUUCGAUCGGGGCAGUCGGGGCUACUUUGUCGGGGCCAAUUGCUACUGGGUUUGACGAGGAAAUGGUCGUGAGGUCUUGGCCACCGAGGCGAGUAGGAAGCAGAGGAGGGCGACGGAGGUGCCUUCUCCUGGACACUGAGGAGUACUUCCAUGACUGCGACGUUUUUGGUCAGGCGGAGGUCAGGAAGAUAAAGAGAGAGUUGGAGGCAGCGGAGACGGCUCGACUGAAGGCAAUGAAGGAUGCCAAGGAUGCUGGUGCCGAACUUCUCCGCCUUUCCAAGGUGGAGACUUCUUUCCUCUCUCAGCUUGAGAGUGAGCAAAAGCGUUCCUCCAAAGCAGAGUUCAAAGCCGCCGUGCUGCAGUCCUAG
Molecule: messenger RNA, 2184 nt
Organism: Arachis duranensis
Lineage: Eukaryota; Viridiplantae; Streptophyta; Magnoliopsida; Fabales; Fabaceae
Exons: 10
Coding region: 1-2184 (727 amino acids)
Biological process (GO): DNA integration
Molecular function (GO): nucleic acid binding
Source: RefSeq, a predicted model, not a curated record